UGCCAUGAAGGCAGGCAUGACUUUCGUGAUGUGAACCUCGACUACACAUAAUGCCGAAAGCAUUUUCAGCGUGUGCUAGUUGUUUUUAUGAAACAAUAAAGCCCAGUGCGUGGAGUUUAAGCCUUUAUUUGUAUGCAGUGCGACCUAUGAAAGAUUUGAUUUUCUCGACAAACUAAACUUUAAACUGUGUAUAUUGUGUUGCAAGUAUGUUCUCAACAAGGAUUGUGAUUUCUAACACCCCCUACCAUACCUCUCAUUCAAAGGAAAAAGUGAACAGAAUUGUUUGAAGAGACCAACUUCAGGACAGUGCUCACAAUCUAAGAGAAUUUGGAAUAAAAACAUAUUUUAUUCUCUUCUAAUUUAUGGAAGCAUACUUUGGACUGGAUAUUGGCAGAUAUAAUUUUCAUCAGAUUGAAGAGAAAUAGACCCAUAUUAGUACAUUUACUGGACCAUAGCGCGCUGGACAAAGCAGGACGAUACAGUGUGUUGGAUCUUUGAGAAAGAUUCCAGUUCUAUGCAGCAAUGGGAUGCGGUGUUUCUUCAGCAAGAAAGGACACGUCCUUCGCAAGCGUUGGGCCGUCCAGCAGCAGGAGUUAUGCAGGCUUGAGCUUUAGCAGUAACAAUACGUAUAAGCGGUCUUACCCCACCGAACGGAACCGCAACUUUCCUGAUGGCGACGCCAACAAAGGUGCCUUGAAAAAGCAGCUCAAGCAGCAGAUGAUGGCCGCCAUGAAGAAGGGUGACUUGCAGAAGCUGGAGGAAGCUCUAAAGAGGUGCGAACGCCACGCAGUGACACCCGACGAAGACUACUACAAGGCCAUACGGAAAGUGGAAUACCUACGCAUCAAACAAGGACUGAGGGAGGCUGUGCGCCGGAGGCACGUGGGAACGCUGGAGAAAGCACUGCGACUGGCCCGUGCCUCGCCGUUCGCGCUGCAGCUGGCCUCGGCCAUUACAGCUGCCGACAAGCUGCACUCGCAUCUGAUGCAGCUGCCAGUGCACCGCCACAGCAUCCUGGAGAUGGAGCCCGCUACAGUGUCGGAGAUCAGGAGCUUUAAGUCGCCGCCUUUGUGUGUUGUAACUGUCAUGGCCGCCGUGCACAGACUGCUUGGAUACAAGAAAAGGGAGGUAGUGUUUUGGACUCAAAUUAAGACGUUGAUGGCACAGACCUACACCAACAGCCUCCUAUACAGAAUUAAGACCUUUGACCCCAGCACGCCGAGCUUAAAUACGUUGGAAGACGUGAGUACCAUGCUGAAGUCGGUCAGCUACGAUGAAGUCUUGAUGGCCAGCAACGGCGCGGCACGCUUUUAUAUAUGGGCCAGCAACACUUUAGAAAACGUGACGCAGGAGCUAAGCAAAGGAUCGAGAAAGCGAAAGAAAGGGAACUGACGACACGACCACGCCAGGUUCGGUUCCCAGAAAGGUCCUGCAUAAAAUAAAAUCAUCUUGUUCUGUUUGAAGCUAAUUUGAAAGACUCCACACACACACAAAAUAAGAGAAUGAUCAGGACUUUGAGGCUAACAUGUCUCUUGCUCAUUCAAGGAAAAGUUGCGAAUUGCAAAGAACAUUGAACGAUUAAAGACAAAGAAGUACAUUUAAUUUUGAUUAAAUUCAUUCAGCAGCAAAGGUCAUAUACACUUGUUAAAAGAGGGGAAAAAUAAACAAAAUAUCCCAAAAUCUCAAGAUGUGGAUGUUUCGCGAGAGCGCCCGCACGCACUAAGUUUUUAGAUAAAAGGGAAAUAAUCAUACUUGUUGUGUGACUGGUAAAUAUGAGUAUUCUUCUUAAAAUAGAGCCUAAUUUCAUUUAAAAAUCUAAAUCAAUAAUAUAUAUGAGAUAUUGCAAUAUUUUAAUAAAAUUCCAAACGCAAGAAAAAUUUAAGUUGCUCUUUAUUAUUUUUUUUUUUAAAUGAAGGUAAGCCAUACAAUAUAGUUGACGAAAAAGUACACCUUCA
This is a messenger RNA of Pomacea canaliculata, 1955 nucleotides long. RefSeq lists its product as uncharacterized. The transcript is spliced from 8 exons. Bases 523 to 1392 code for a protein of 289 amino acids. The record is from RefSeq and is a predicted model, not a curated record. Lineage: Eukaryota; Metazoa; Mollusca; Gastropoda; Architaenioglossa; Ampullariidae.